This is a messenger RNA of Fibroporia radiculosa, 903 nucleotides long. RefSeq lists its product as uncharacterized. The transcript has 3 exons. The record is from RefSeq and is a predicted model, not a curated record. Bases 1 to 903 code for a protein of 300 amino acids. Lineage: Eukaryota; Fungi; Basidiomycota; Agaricomycetes; Polyporales; Fibroporiaceae.
AUGUCGUCGCAGAAAGUUUGGCUCAUCACUGGAGCAAACUCCGGUAUUGGCCUUGCCCUUGCAAAAUACGUUCUUGCACAGGGUGACAAGGCGAGUCUACAAUCUGUCGUCGCGACUGUGAGAAACAUCUCAAAGUUCCCUGAGAGCCUCCGCAACGGAGGCGCACAGCCAAUUAUCGUCGACCUGAACGCGUCUGACGAUGUCGUCAAAAAGGCCAGCCAGGAGGCACUCAGAGUCUACGGCCGCGUUGACGUACUCGUCAACAACGCCGGCUACGGUAUUCACGGACCUGUGGAGGAGCUUGAUCUGAACGACGUGCGCGCACAGUUCCAGGCGAAUGUCUUUGGCCAGCUUGCAUUCACGCAGGCGCUGCUUCCCGCGUUCCGCGCUCAGCGCGCCGGGCACAUCUUCAACUUCUCCUCCGUCGUCGGCUUCGACGGUGCGGGGUCGUGGGGCGCGUAUUGCGCCUCCAAGGCCGCGUUUGAGCUGUUCUCCGAAUCGCUCAGCCGCGAGCUCGAGCUUUUCGGGAUCCGCGUCAUCAUCGUCGAGCCGGGAUACUUUCCCUCCGAAUUUUUCAAGACAACCGCAGCCGUCGCGUACAAGGAGUCAAGGAUCUAUACAGAUCCCUCCCAGGGCUUCGGUACGAUCGAGGCGGUGCCGCAGUCCAAGCUCGAGAGUAAUAGCAUCGGAGAUCUGGAGAAAUUAUCGGCCAGGAUCUACGAGGUUGUGUAUGGGACCGGCCUGGCGAAAGGUCUCGUUGAAGGGAAGGGUGGGAAGAGAGAAUGGAUGAGGCUCCCCAUGGGGCCGGACUGUGGAGAGUGGAUGCUCCAGAAGGUCAACAGCGUCAAGGAGAACAUCGAAGCUCUCAAGCCUAUCUGGAGCUCGACUAACACGGGCGCAUAG